UAGAGAAGAAAUAAUGGUGAGGAGGACCCGCCAUAGCCAAUGAGUUUUAAGUUUAAAGCAUAAGCAUAUGACUCCACACUUCAUUUUCUUCGUCUUCUCUCACUCUUUCAUCCUCUUCCUUGAACACCCAUUUCCCCCAAAUUAAUAACACAGGCCAGCUUCUCUUUCUUUCUCUCUCCAUUCCUGUCGCUUUUCAAAAAGCGAACCAGCUACUUUUCUCUCUCUCUCAAUACCUCAAUUAAUAUUAUUCCGUUUUUCUUCCUCUGUUUGGUAAUCGAGUCCGAGGCAUUCUUCUUCUUCCGUAUCUGAUCCGAGAAUCAUAGAGCCUCGAAAUCCCUACCCCCACUUAUUUUGAUUUCUUCACAGAGUAUUUUCAGUCGUAUACCAAUCUGUUGGUUUACAGAGCAACUCGGCUAAAAAAUGACAAGGAUUAGCCGUACUUAUAGUGACACAAUGCAAAGAGAGGGUGUAUCAGCUGUAUCAGCUGAUGUUAUAUUUGCUUCCAGUCGGUUUCCAAACUACAAGAUUGGACCUAACAAUCAGAUUGUGGAGGCUAAAGAUGAUCCCAAAGUACUAUCUAUGAAGGAGGUUGUUGCUCGCGAGACUGCUCAACUGUUGGAACAGCAGAAACGCCUCUCAGUUCGAGACUUAGCCAGUAAAUUUGAGAAGGGUUUGGCUGCUGCUGCUAAGUUAUCAGAAGAGGCUAGACUAAGAGAGGCAGCUUCACUGGAAAAACAUGUUCUAUUGAAGAAGCUUAGGGAUGCACUGGAAGCAUUAAGAGGACGUGUUGCAGGAAGGAACAAGGAUGAUGUAGAGGAAGCAAUUGCAAUGGUGGAAGCAUUAGCAGUUCAACUUACUCAGCGAGAAGGGGAACUAAUUCAAGAAAAGGCUGAAGUGAAGAAGCUAGCCAAUUUUCUUAAGCAGGCUUCAGAAGAUGCUAAGAAACUUGUCGAUGAGGAAAGAGCUUUUGCACGUGCAGAAAUUGAAAAUGCAAGAGAAGCAGUUCAGAGAGUGGAAGAAGCCUUACAGGAACAUGAACGAAUGUCUCGUGCAGCUGGGAAGCAGGACCUGGAGGAACUAAUGAAGGAGGUUCAAGAAGCUAGAAGGAUCAAAAUGCUCCAUCAACCAAGCAAGGUUAUGGACAUGGAACAUGAGCUUCAGGCAUUGAGACUGCAACUUGCCGAGAAGUCUAAGUAUUCCAUACUACUUCAGAAAGAACUUGCAAUAAGCAAGAAGGCAAUGGGAGACAACUCCAACUUGUAUGAGAUAGAUGGCACUGAGUCUUUGGGUUCGUAUCUUCGCAUCCAACCUUCUUGUGAUACUUCUCCAGACCUUUCAAAAUGCUCUAUCCAGUGGUAUCGCAUAGCAUCUGAAGGUGGCAAGAAGGAACUUAUUUCAGGAGCUACAAAAACCGUUUAUGCUCCAGAGCCUUUCGACGUUGGUAAAAUCUUGCAAGCUGACGUUAUUUUAGACGAUCAUAGAAUCACUUUGACAACCACUGGCCCCAUUGAUCCAGCUGCUGGUCUGGGAAGCUAUGUUGAAGCCCUCGUGCGGAAGCAUGAUGUUGAGUUUAAUGUAGUUCUUACUCAGGUGAAUGGAGUAAAUAAUCCAUCAGAAUCUAUACAUUCACUCCAUGUUGGAAAGAUGAGAAUAAAGCUCUGCAAGGGAAAGAACACAAUCGCUAAAGAAUAUUAUUCUUCAUCAAUGCAGUUAUGCGGAGUUCGUGGUGGUGGCAAUGCUGCACCUCAAGCAUUGUUUUGGCAAGCUAAGAAAGAUCUUUCUUACAUAUUAGCAUUUGAAUCUGAGAGAGACAGAAAUGCAGCCAUAAUGCUAGCGAGGAGGUUUGCUUUUGAUUGCAAUAUCAUUCUUGCUGGACCGGACGACCGAGCUCCAUCAGCAAACUGAUGAACCUCCCUUGUAGAUCUACCCUAAAUGUAAAUUAUUCUUAGCUCCCAAUACUCCACAUUUGAUAGUAGAAUAUGGCAUUGAGAACUGUUAUUAUUGGCUUCCACUUUUUGUUUGUGGUGCUUCUGUUUUCUUCUCCACAUCUUUCUUUCCUUCCUAACAUUAAGGCAUCUUGUUUUUCUGUUUGCCUUUCUGUUUCAGAGUCCUAACAAAGUAUGCUCUCUAUGACUGAAUUUGUGGUUGUGGUUCUUUCAACCAAUAGAUGUAAUGUAACCUGAAUUUUUUCGAGUAGUUGUUACUUUACAUGAUUGAUAUUUGCAUGAGUGAAGUUUUCCAAAUGUGGAUUCAACAACUCAAA
Molecule: messenger RNA, 2263 nt
Organism: Cucumis sativus (cucumber)
Lineage: Eukaryota; Viridiplantae; Streptophyta; Magnoliopsida; Cucurbitales; Cucurbitaceae
Product: stomatal closure-related actin-binding protein 1
Exons: 13
Coding region: 421-1905 (494 amino acids)
Biological process (GO): regulation of stomatal movement; actin filament organization
Molecular function (GO): actin binding
Source: RefSeq, a predicted model, not a curated record